Messenger RNA from Protobothrops mucrosquamatus (brown spotted pit viper), 924 nucleotides. It is a transcript of the gene RTRAF, whose product is annotated as RNA transcription, translation and transport factor. NCBI's taxonomy places the organism in Eukaryota, Metazoa, Chordata, Lepidosauria, Squamata, Viperidae. Gene Ontology annotation, molecular function: RNA binding. Gene Ontology annotation, cellular component: tRNA-splicing ligase complex. Gene Ontology annotation, biological process: tRNA splicing, via endonucleolytic cleavage and ligation. The record is from RefSeq and is a predicted model, not a curated record.
ACCGAGUCGCGCAGGCGCUCUUUCUUUCUCAAGUCUCCUCUAGCCGUUUGUUGGUGAUUGAAACGCUCCUUGAUUAGACGUCGUCUCGGCUCGAAAGACUCUCGCCUAGAGAGCAGCGCCAUGUUCCGGCGGAAACUGACGGCGCUCGACUACCACAACCCGGCCGGGUUCAACUGCCGAGAUGAAACAGAAUUCCGAAAUUUUAUUGUUUGGCUUGAAGACCAGAAAAUCCGACACUAUAAAAUUGAAGAUAGGGGGAAUUUAAGAAACAUCCAUAAUGCCACAGAAUGGUCAAAGUCCUUUGAAAAGUACCUUAAAGAUGUGAAUUGUCCCUUUACUGUACAAGAACGGCAAGAAACCAUUGAUUGGCUUUUGGGAUUGGCAGUUAGGCUUGAGUAUGGAGACAAUGCUGACAAAUAUAAGGACCCUACACCAGAAGGGCCUAAAGAUGCAGAUAAUGCAGCCAAAAAUACAGAACCCCUGAUAAACCUGGAUGUGAAUAAUCCUGAUUUUAAAGCUGGCGUGAUGGCUUUGGCAAAUCUUCUUCAGAUCCAACGUCAUGAUGACUAUUUGGUUAUGCUUAAGGGUUUGCCUGUCGCCUUAGAUAAACAUAUUCUUGGCUUUGACACUGGAGAUGCUGUCCUCAAUGAAGCUGCUCAGAUCCUCCGACUAUUGCACAUAGAAGAGCUCCGUGAGUUGCAGACCAAGAUAAAUGAAGCCAUUGUAGCUGUUCAAGCGAUUAUUGCUGAUCCAAAAACUGAUCACAGACUUGGCAAAGUCGGGAGAUGAACAAAAUAAAAAAAAAAUUCCCAUGUUUGGAAAGAAACCAGGGCAACUGCCAGCACAUCCACUAAAUAUUUUUCUUUGCAUAAAUAAAGCUUGGAUUAAACCUCCUGUAGUGGGAGGUUGUCAAGUACAGCAGUG